AUGGACGAUGCUCACGACCCGGUUUACAGUCACCCGAAGGAGCCCGCGUGCACGUACGACCCAAUCGAGGGCCUAGUCCUCGCUCCAGACACUGUCGAAGACCCAAGCGAGCGCGUCCGAGUACUAGAAGCCCAAAUAGCGCAGCUUCAGUCGAAAUUAAACCUCGCACAAGUCGAGGCAGUUUCCAAUUCGGCGAGCUCCAGCCAUCACAGGACGGGCUCUUCGCCUCCAGAAUCUAUUCCUUCUCGUUCAUUCAUGUCCAGCAGUCCCCCUGGUCACUCGCUGCCUCCGACCGGAACGGGCUUGCCCUCGAAUAGUCUGUAUACCCACCCGCCGUACGACAACCGACAGCCACCGUAUGCAAGUGCUGGAACCACGCGUCCUGUACCGGGCCCAACAUUACCGCCCUUGAAUCAUUUCCCUGCGUCAGGAGACGGACGCACCAGACCGGGUUCUCAAGGCGACGCAUAUUACACUGGUCUAGAGUCGGACGUGCGCAGCACGCCUUUUAAUAGCGAAACACAUCAUUCAUCGGACCGCGUCCACCAUCCUCGGACGUUAUCUCAUCCUUACCAUCGGGAUCAGCCUCACAUCUCUCAUCUUGUCAGAGGCGACCGAGGAGAUGGCUACGGCAACGUACGCAUCUCGUCUGGCAGCUCUGAUGGGUUUGGGUCAGCGGUAGAGGCAGGUGUACCGAGGGUGUCCAGACUAGCGAGACAGUCUGACACUCGAGUUCGCGGAUAUUCGUUGAAUAAUGACCCGUCUGCGCCACUAUACGAUCUCAUGUUUUCUGGAUGGAGCAAAGAUUUACCCCCUAGACACGAAUUAGCAAACUACAUCGACAUCUACUUCCGCUGCGACCCUUGCAGCUCCCGCAUGCUUCAUCGUCCAACGCUUCUUAAUAAUCUUAAUUAUCCUCCAACGCACCCAGAUUUCCCCCAUCCAGCUUUGCUUCAUGCCAUCUGCGCCACUGCGUCUCGCUAUACAUUCCGCGGACGUCUCGAUUCUGCUCUCAAUGCAGCUGAUGCACAACAAUCUACCGUGCCUCAGCGAGAUCGCUUCGCAGAGUUUCACGCGAACAAGACGCGUGCCUAUGUUAACGCCACCAUGUCCAAUGGCCAAAACAUUUUCGACGUCUUCCAGGCGUGCGUUAUCCUUUCUUGGUGGUUCUACUCUGAAGGCCGAUGGGUCGAGGUUUGGAUCCAGGCUGGAUUUCAAACGCGGGCGAUUGUUCCGCUCGGUUUGAACUAUCUCGGUUUAAUCAAGCGAGGUCCAGACGGUGCACCCGUCAAAAAUCCAUAUCUUGCAGCUCCAAAGAAUGCACAUGAGACGGAGACGAGGCGCAGGGCGUGGUGGAUGGCCAUUCUCUUUGACCGGAUCGUCAGUCUUGGCGGAUGGCUGCAUAGUGUGGAUGAGCGAGACAUUGGCACUGAGCUUCCGCUCCCAUAUGCUCGCUACGAUGCCGCAUUUGAAUUUCCCUCAAACCCUCAAACGUUGCAUUCAGAAAAUGUGUUUACCCGACAUCCAAUCGAAUACACCGACUCGCAUAUACUCUUCCUCAAGAGCAUCCUUCUCUUUGGCCGUAUCACGGAUUACACGGUUCGGAUGGGUAUCCGCGCUCCACUCCUGGCUCAUGCACAUGGAGACGUUGCUUCUCCACUCUAUCAUACCGUUUCACCAGGAAAAAAUACUGGAAACACCCCUGGCGCAACUCCAAGCGGUCCAUCCAAUUUGUCUGCAGGCGGCGCUGGAACAAAUGCGCGUUCGCCCUCACCUGGAGGACAUGCGCGUGCCAAUUCUGCUGCCGCGAAUGGUACUACCGAUCCACGGAAUGCACCUGGAUUCCAAACGCUCGACAAACUUGUUGCAGUCGAAUUUUUGAAUUCGUUCCCGGCGCAGUAUAGGUCGUGCUUGGGUGCGCUCGAUGCGUCGGCGAGUGGAAUUGGAAUGGGGCUUGAUGGGUAUACGAUGCCUCCUGCUGGUGGGCUUGAUACGGAUCUAUACGUGGCUCAUCUCGUUCCGCAUGCCGCAACUAUUACGUUACAUAAUCCGUGGGUCAACUACGCCGAGCCUGCCACUUGUCCAUCAGUUGCAAGGUGCAUGGAAGCGGCCCGUGCGAUCCUCGACAAGUACUACCUACUCCAAUCGACAUCAUUUGACAUUACACUCCUUCACCCCUUUGUCACCAUCUGCUGGUAUUUGGCCUGUGUCGUCCAGAUUCACCUGUGCAAGCGUUUGAUCGAGAUGGGAGAUGUGGUCAACGAGGCAACCUGCUGGGGCGAAAUUAACAUGCUUCGAAACGCUCUGAUUACCUAUGGCAAGUACUGUCCGAUAGGGACUCGACAAGAGAAGAUGCUACAUCCUAUCAUGCAAGAGAUUAUCAGUAUGACGACUCAAGAGCAGCCCCUUCAAGUUGGACUACCCUUAUACCCGUUCUCCAUCGACUCGGCCUUCCAGCUGGCCGAAAAGCGAGCUGCGGCAGAAGCAAACGUCGCAGUCGGCAUCAUACGCGGUACUGGUGCACCGAAAGGACAUCUUAGCGGGAUCGAGACGCUUCUGAGUGCGUCUUCGGGUGCGGCUAUGAUCGAGGAAGAGGUGGAUGUGCGGGAUGCCAUUGCGCCUAUUCCUGACGUGUCGAUUGUGGGUGAAGAUGGGGACACGACCAUGACGGAUCACGUCCCACCGCUUCCCGUAGGAGGCAUCACCGUACCUAGAGUUCAGAGCAUUGGGGGAAGCUGGAUGACGGAGGGAAACUAA
Serendipita indica DSM 11827 is the source of this 2757-nucleotide messenger RNA. Lineage: Eukaryota; Fungi; Basidiomycota; Agaricomycetes; Sebacinales; Serendipitaceae. The record is from the annotation of a GenBank genome assembly.